UUAUUCAUCACAUUAUAGCACUAGUAGUACUAAAGAAACAUAUAAUAAAAUGAAAAUGGGUAGAGCCAUUGCCCUCCUCUUUGUGGUUGUGAUAUCUCCAGCGGCGACGCAGCGCCCGACACCGGACCAGCCGGUGUCGCACUUCGUCGGCGACGGUGACGGCUGGAAUACCGGUGUCAACUACGUCAAGUGGUCAAAGGACCAAAUUUUUUAUGUUGGUGACUCCCUUGUGUUCAAAUUCUGGGCCAUUACCCAUGCUGUGGACGAAGUAAGGGCAAAUGACUACAAAAACUGCAACACUGACAACAUCAUCAGCUCCGACCAAACCAGCCCCACCAACUUCUCCCUCGUCAUCCCCGGCAUCCGCUACUUCAUCUGCCCCAAGUCCGACCACUGCAGCCAGGGGAUGAAACUAGCCAUCAACGUCGUCGAUGCCAACACCACCAAAGGCAGUGCCGCCGCUAGAGUUGGCGGCGGGAAGAGCUUCAUGCUUGCUUUGUCGAUUGUUGUUGGAGCCAUGUUGGGAGUCAUGACCUAAGGCACUGCACUUUAAUUUGUUGUUGACCUUUUAUUUUAGUAGUACUAUGAAGUCUAUAACUAUGCUUGCAUGAAUGAUGUGUGCUGAGAUUGUGUGACACUCUUUGUUCCUUUUUUUUUAUUUAAUAGUAGUAUUAUUUGCUUCUAAAAAGAGACCAUGUUUUUUAUAAUUUCCCUUUGAAGUUGAUGUUAGUUUGAACUUUUUAAGUGGGAGUAGUAGUAAACACAUAUUUCAAAUUGAUUAGAAAGGGUCAAAUGUGUUGCCUUCUUCUAGUUGUGCAGAAUUUGUGGACCACCCAGUCACACACAUAUUUAGAUAUUGAUUUUACAUGUAAGUUUAACUAUUACUCCUACUUCAAAAGUAAUUCAAUUAUUAAAUCCUCAAACUUUUGCUGUCUCAUUA
Salvia splendens (bonfire salvia) is the source of this 940-nucleotide messenger RNA. Its product is annotated as blue copper protein. Gene Ontology annotation, cellular component: plasma membrane. Bases 50 to 538 code for a protein of 162 amino acids. NCBI's taxonomy places the organism in Eukaryota, Viridiplantae, Streptophyta, Magnoliopsida, Lamiales, Lamiaceae. Gene Ontology annotation, molecular function: electron transfer activity. The record is from RefSeq and is a predicted model, not a curated record. The transcript is spliced from 2 exons.